Molecule: messenger RNA, 1807 nt
Organism: Morus notabilis
Lineage: Eukaryota; Viridiplantae; Streptophyta; Magnoliopsida; Rosales; Moraceae
Product: glutamate dehydrogenase 2
Exons: 9
Coding region: 330-1565 (411 amino acids)
Biological process (GO): L-glutamate catabolic process
Cellular component (GO): mitochondrion
Molecular function (GO): L-glutamate dehydrogenase (NAD+) activity
Source: RefSeq, a predicted model, not a curated record
UCUCCAACCAAAUUGACAAAUUUAUUACAAUUACCUUUGUUUUAAUUAUUUUUUAAUUACCGGGUGAGUUUCCCUCUCUGUUUCCCAAGACUCCAUGAAAGCACACCUUCCCUUAUUGCUAUAUAUAUAUAUACGCAUUAUAUAAGCAUGUAUAGCUUCACUCAACACAUCUCACAAACCAACCUUUCUUUCAAAACCCACAUUCAUAAUUUCCUUUUCUUUCUUCACUUACUCGAUUAUUAUUGUAUUGUUCUUCGCUUGGAAAGUUUCUUUCUUUUUUCUUUUCCCUUUUUUUUCCGUCGCAAUUAUUUCUUCGUGAUCGAUCAGCCAUGAACGCCCUCGCCGCAACAAGCCGCAAUUUCCGCAAAGCGGCGCGUCUUCUCGGUCUUGACUCCAAGAUUGAGAAGUCUCUCUUGAUCCCCUUUAGAGAGAUCAAGGUGGAGUGCACGAUUCCUAAGGACGAUGGAAGCUUGGUGUCGUACGUUGGAUUCAGAGUGCAACACGACAAUGCACGUGGACCAAUGAAAGGAGGGAUCAGAUAUCAUCCUGAGGUUGACCCAGAUGAAGUAAAUGCAUUGGCUCAACUUAUGACUUGGAAGACUGCUGUGGCAGACAUUCCUUAUGGUGGAGCGAAAGGUGGAAUUGGGUGCAAUCCUGGGGAGUUAAGUACGAGUGAAUUGGAGCGUCUCACCCGUGUCUUUACACAAAAAAUCCAUGACCUCAUUGGUAUUCACACUGAUGUCCCAGCACCAGAUAUGGGAACCAAUGCCCAGACAAUGGCAUGGAUUUUGGACGAGUACUCUAAAUUUCAUGGUCACUCACCUGCAGUUGUGACAGGAAAGCCUAUUGACCUUGGAGGAUCGCUUGGUAGGGAGGCUGCAACUGGGCGCGGUGUUGUUUUCGCAUCAGAAGCUUUACUUGCUGAACAUGGGAAAUCAGUCAAUGGUUUGACGUUUGUUAUUCAGGGGUUUGGAAAUGUGGGAUCUUGGGCAGCCAAGCUCAUUCAUGAGAGAGGUGGCAAGAUUAUUGCCAUAAGUGACAUCAGUGGGGCAAUUAAUAACCCAAAUGGCAUUGAUAUACCAGAGUUGCUGAAGCACAAAGCAUGUGGCGGAAGCUUACUAAAUUUCGCAGGUGGAAAUGCCAUGGAUCCAAAUGAACUGCUUGUUCACGAAUGCGAUGUUCUCAUCCCUUGUGCUUUGGGAGGAGUUCUGAACAAGGAAAAUGCCGCAAGUGUUAAGGCCAAAUUCAUAGUAGAGGCAGCAAACCAUCCAACCGAUCCAGAAGCUGAUGAGAUUCUAUCUAAAAAAGGAGUUAUCAUACUUCCUGACAUAUAUGCAAAUGCUGGCGGUGUGACUGUUAGCUACUUUGAGUGGGUUCAGAAUAUUCAAGGUUUCAUGUGGGAUGAAGAUAAGGUAAAUAGUGAGCUUAAGAAAUACAUGACCAGAGCUUUUCACAACAUCAAGAACAUGUGCAAGACGCACGAUUGUAAUCUCAGAAUGGGAGCCUUCACUUUGGGCGUAAACCGGGUUGCUCGCGCCACUGUUCUAAGGGGAUGGGAAGCGUGAAGAGCUUCAAUCAACAUGUUGCAUUUCUUGUAUUAUUGUUGUCUUCAGAUACAUGUAUUGUUUACUGCCGAACAAAGCGGCUUAGAAGCAAUUUUUACUUUCCCUUCAAAAGUGUCAACUGAGUCAGUUUUGGGCAGUUUACUAAUUUAAACAGUUUAUCAGAAAAUAAAUGUUUUUCCUAUCAGUUAUGUUGUAAUCCUUAGUACCAUUGUUUUCAAUUGAAGAAUCAUUAUUUCUAAGAA